Messenger RNA from Penicillium angulare, 2169 nucleotides. RefSeq names its product type I 3-dehydroquinate dehydratase. The record is from RefSeq and is a predicted model, not a curated record. NCBI's taxonomy places the organism in Eukaryota, Fungi, Ascomycota, Eurotiomycetes, Eurotiales, Aspergillaceae. Bases 1 to 2169 code for a protein of 722 amino acids. Gene Ontology annotation, molecular function: 3-dehydroquinate dehydratase activity. The transcript has a single exon.
AUGAUGCCCUCUGCUCUUCCGCCUAUGGCGACGCCGUUGAUUGACGAGACUGCUGUCUCUGCGGCGGCGAUACCGGUUCCCGACUCUGCGGCUGCUAGUAAUGCUUCAAGUUCCUCUAUGCGACAUAUUGAUCCGAUCGUUGAAUCUCCCCCGCCUGUAUUUUCAGCUUCGAAAAAUGGACUUACGACCUCGUCUGCCGAUCCGACUCGUACCGUUGUGGUUGUCUUCGGUCCUACCCAAGAGCAUAUAGUACAUAUGGUGGCGGAGGUGCUUGGGAAACCAUGGACAACAGAAACGCCCUUGGCGACACUUACAAAUGCUGGGAAUGCGGUCGUGGCUGGAGUGUUGGCGCAAGAAUUGGGUCGGAGCUUGGAGGGUUGCGAUCGAUCAGGUCUUGCGGUUAUCAAUAUGCACUGUGUGGAGGAUGGGUCUGCGCCGGAGGAUCAAUUAUCUGAAGCUUGCGAUUAUGAGUUUUUAUACUCUCAUAGUCCAUUUUUGCGACGCUAUUUGACCCGCUUCUUAUCGUUUAUCUUGGGCCAGACGAGACCUCACGAAGACCUACGGACGAAAUCCCGAACCAAUUUCAUAUCUACGACUUUUCCGGAUGUUCAUGCUGCUCUGCCUAAUUUGGAUAUUUUGUCGGUCGGUUCAGAUGCAGUGGAGAUUCGUGUGGAUUUGCUGGUUGAGCCUGCAUCGGAUGGAUCGCCGGCUGGCUCAGUGCCUAGUUUGAAGUAUGUGGGCCGACAAUUAAUGCUGCUGCGUCAACAUACGGAGUUACCCAUCAUAUUCACAACAAGAUGUAUCAAGGAAAAUGGAAAAUUCCCAAUGGACGACCCCGCUUUGUUUUACAAGUACCUGCGACGUGCAAUCCGGUGGGGUGUCGAGUAUGUUGAUGUCGAACUGUGGCUUCCUGAGGAUAUUCGACGCCGGCUAUCCGACGCCAAAGGAAACAGUAUUAUUAUGUCGGCUUUUCAUGACUUUUCAGGAACAUGGAAGUGGAUAGCGCCUGAGGCCCAGCGCAUCUACACUGAGAGUACCAAAUACGCGGACAUUGUCAAAAUGAUCGCCAUGGUAUCUACCAUCGAAGAAAACUACGAGCUGGAGUAUUUCCGUUCAACAGUUAAGAGCCGUGGUCCGGGCCCAUUACUAUCUGCCGUCAACAUGGGCCAAAUGGGCCAAUUAUCUCGUGCACUCAAUACCGUCUUUUCCCCCAUCACACAUCCUCUUCUUCCCAUGAUCGCAGCUCCAGGUCAGUUGACCGCUGCAGAGAUCAACUCAGCACUCCACAUCAUGGGCCAACUACCCAAACGCGAUCUAUAUGCGAUCGGUUCGUUCCGAUCAACGCCACAUUCAAUGUUCAUAGAGAAAUGUCUCAAUGAGCUAGGAUUACCCCACACAUUCAGCUCUAUUGACCGUGGACCAAAAGGUGCCAUGGAAUCAGUCAUCACGCAACCCCAAUUUGGCGGCGCAUCAAUCAACCCUCCCAUCCCAAGCUCUACAACAUAUAUCCCCGCUAUAAGCGACGCAGCCCGUGCCAUCGGUCUCGUAGAUACAAUCGCCCUCCGCCCCUCCGGAUCAAGAGAAGGAACACCAAACGGCACCGCCACCGCCACAGCGCAUUUCAUCGGCGAAAACACCGCCUGGAAAGGCAUUCGAUCAACCCUAACACGGGACUAUGUCCCCUCCGCAUACCGCGGCCGCGCAGCGAUUAUCCUCGCCGGAUCAGAAACUGACGCCUCCGCCGCAAUCUUUGCCCUGCGCAGUUUAGAAGUUGGACCAAUUUAUACGGUCGGGUUUAAGGCUGCUGGACCCCUUGCUCCGGGCCUGGAACCAUUUACAUCGAUUCAAUCUGUUAAAUUGGUUGAGCAGCCGUUUGUGAUUGUUUCAGCGCUUCCACCUGAGAAAUCUCUCUUGGUCCAGCCGCUUCUGCGUCACUAUCGUAGUAACGGUCGGUCUUCGCCGCCUUCGACGCGCGGAAAGGUUUAUUUGGAUUUAACUACUGGACCGCGCAAGGGUGAUCCCCUAGGAGUCGCGAGUAGUGCUGGGUGGAUGGCGUAUGGGUCGGAGGAUGUUAGUGCGUGGACUACGGUUGAGACGCUUCGGUUGCUUGUUGGGCAGAAUGUGCCGUUUGACUUUGUUCGCAUGGCGUCUGGGCGUCCUUUAUUCUAG